UAAUCCUCACUCCACCUUAACCAUGGCUCAUCUAGUCACCAAAUCCAUCUUGUUUUGCUCUCUUCUCACAGUAACGAUGCUUGUCACACCCUCCAAAUUCCUAAGCUACCACAUUGUCCUCUCACUAAUUCCCAUUAUUGCCUACUUCUUCUAUUCCAUUUCCACUUCCUCUAAUCUUCCUCCUGGCCCGCUCUCCCUCCCAAUCUUUGGCAACUGGCUCCAAUUUGGCAAUGACCUCAACCACCGCCUUCUCGCAACCAUGUCACAAAACUAUGGUCCCAUAUUCCUCCUCAAACUUGGCUCCAAAAACCUGGCUGUGGUUUCGGACCCCGAGCUAGCAACUCAAGUCCUCCACAGCCAGGGAGUAGAGUUUGGCUCUCGUCCUCGCAACGUUGUCUUCGACAUUUUUACUGGCAAUGGCCAGGACAUGGUGUUCACAGCGUAUGGUGAUCAUUGGCGCAAAAUGCGCCGGAUCAUGACACUACCAUUUUUUACCAACAAAGUUGUGCAACAUUAUAGCAACAUGUGGGAGGAGGAAAUGGACCAAGUUGUGAAUGAUCUGAAGAAAGACGAGGGAGUGAAGACUAAAGGGAUAGUCAUUAGGAAACGCUUGCAACUGAUGCUGUACAACAUUAUGUAUAGGAUGAUGUUUGAUGCCAAGUUUGAAUCACAAGAGGACCCGUUGUUCGUUGAUGCUACCCGGUUUAACUCCGAAAGAAGCCGGUUGGCUCAGAGCUUCGAGUAUAACUACGGUGAUUUCAUUCCAUUGCUCAGACCAUUUCUAAGAGGGUACUUGAACAAGUGCAGGGACCUGCAAACUAGGCGGCUGGCCUUUUUCAAUAACUUUUUUGUUGAGAAAAGAAGGCAAAUUAUGGCUGCCAAUGGAGAGAAGCACAAGAUAAGUUGUGCCAUAGAUCACAUAAUAGAUGCUAAAAUGAAGGGUGAGAUCAGUGAAGAAAAUGUGCUCUACAUUGUUGAGAACAUUAACGUUGCAGCAAUAGAGACAACCCUAUGGUCCAUGGAAUGGGCAAUAGCUGAGCUGGUCAACCAUCCUACUGUUCAAUGCAAGAUCCGCGAUGAAAUCUCAACCGUCCUUAAAGGAGCUCCAGUAACAGAAUCCAACCUACAUGAAUUACCUUACUUGCAAGCGACGGUAAAAGAGACAUUAAGAUUGCACACCCCAAUACCUUUGUUGGUACCCCAUAUGAACCUUGAAGAAGCAAAGCUAGGGGGUUAUACCAUCCCCAGAGAGUCGAAGGUGGUUGUCAAUGCAUGGUGGCUAGCCAACAACCCUGCGUGGUGGAAAAACCCAGAGGAGUUCCGGCCAGAGCGGUUCUUCAAAGAAGAACUUGGCACAGAGGCUGUGGCUGGUGGUAAGGUCGAUUUUAGAUAUGUGCCAUUUGGUAUGGGAAGGAGGAGUUGUCCAGGGAUCAUACUUGCACUGCCAAUCCUAGGGCUUGUGAUUGCCAAACUGGUGUCAAAUUUUGAGAUGAAGGCUCCACAUGGGGUGGAGAAGAUUGAUGUGAGUGAAAAAGGAGGGCAGUUCAGCUUACACAUAGCAAACCAUUCGACUGUUGUGUUCAACCAACUUGUGGCAUAAUUUCCAAAUUGGUUUCAUGAAACAAAGUGUUCUAUUUGAAAAACUAUUUAUCAAUACCUUGUCCCUUAAUUUCUGCCCAGAUAUUACUACAUAUCAAUUUUCAUUUCCAUAAUUAAUUUCAAUUUCUUUAAAAAAGAAAUAUUAGCAUUGCUAUAAAGCAUAUUUUUGUACCAAUUGGAUGGAAAAGAAAAAUUCAGAUAGUAGUGAAGUACAAGUGAUUAAACUGAUAAUGAGCUCCUGAAUUAGAAUAAUAUAAUGAAAAGUUCGAUGAAUAUGCUCCAAUCAUGCUCCCUAUCUCGCUCCUAAAAGUAACUUCGAGUCUAUCUUGAUACCACAUUCGAUAAUAGUCUCAUGAAAUAACAUUCUGGUCACUUGUAAAGACAUUGACUUCAAUUAUGAUCCAGUCACUUCUAAAUAACAUGAGAAGGGGAAGCAUGAUUGGAGCUGAUCUUGAAAGGAAAUUGAAGAUGACCAAAUAAAAACCAACUCAAGAAGGGGUUGAGGGGUUAACACAAGCAUUUAAUUCAACUAUUGCAGCACCCCUUUAAUUUCAUUGAUGUUUCUGGGUAUAUUACUCCACAUAGUCUCGGAUUUCAAUGUAUGAGACGUGGAUUAAGAUGAGAACAAGGGGGGAAAAAACUUGUAGGCCAUUCCAAGAGAGUUGAUGUAUUAAGUCAGACGGCAACCAAGCAUCGCUAGUGAAACCUUUGUUUCCAGCAUAAACAUGACGGGCCUGCAGGAAGAAUUCUACAGAUAAAGGGAAUUUGCAAACAUGAUACCUCGGCGAAGGCUUUCACUUGCUGCUUCAAAUUUCUUCUCUAAAUCAACUUCUCCAACAGCAUUAGCAGCAGUGCGUAA
This is a messenger RNA of Rosa rugosa (rugosa rose), 2458 nucleotides long. RefSeq names its product cytochrome P450 CYP73A100-like. The record is from RefSeq and is a predicted model, not a curated record. Lineage: Eukaryota; Viridiplantae; Streptophyta; Magnoliopsida; Rosales; Rosaceae. The coding region runs from base 23 to 1600 and encodes 525 amino acids. The transcript has 2 exons. Gene Ontology annotation, molecular function: oxidoreductase activity, acting on paired donors, with incorporation or reduction of molecular oxygen; iron ion binding; monooxygenase activity.